Molecule: messenger RNA, 414 nt
Organism: Phragmites australis (common reed)
Lineage: Eukaryota; Viridiplantae; Streptophyta; Magnoliopsida; Poales; Poaceae
Exons: 5
Coding region: 1-414 (137 amino acids)
Source: RefSeq, a predicted model, not a curated record
AUGUCGGCGUGGCAGCCGCCGGACUUCAAGGAGCCUGAGGACGUGUGGAUCCUAGGGACCUCGCACCUCUCCCCGGAGUCCGUUGCCAACGUCGAGCGUGUCCUCCGCACUGUCGGCCCCGACAACGUCGUCGUUGAGCUCUGCCGCAGCAGAGCUGGAAUCAUGUACGUGCCCAGCGAUGUUUCCGAUGAGCCGCUCGUGAAGUCCAACAUGUUCUCUCUCGGUGGCGCCAAGUUCUUCGGUGCAGUCAACCGAAGCAUCAACCUGGGUGGGCAAAGUGCUCUUGCCCUGCGUUUGCUCCUCGCUGUUUUCUCUUCAAAGAUUUCUUCCGAGGCGAACCGGCCCUUUGGAGAGGAGUUUCGAGCAGCUAGGAGGGUAGUUGAAGAUAUCGGUGCUCAGCUUGUUCUCGCUUGA